AUGAAGUUCCCACGUUAUUUCCUGUCACUAUGCGUACUCGCCUUUUUCGUGGUUGUUGUCAGUGCCGAGGUGGAGAUCGAAGAGCCCGAAGUAGACGAGGUGGAAGCACGCAACCCGCUUCUCGCAGCCGCUAUUAUCAUCAUAAAAAAAGCGGUCAAGUGGGCUGCAAAGCGUUGCGUCGAGGAAGCCGCCAAUAACUGUAAGCAACAUUGGAAGAAUCCCAAGGCACUCGUCAGUUGCGCCAAAAAAUUCCUGAAGGCUAACAAGGGACGUUGCGUUGUUGGUUGA
Messenger RNA from Phymastichus coffea, 288 nucleotides. RefSeq lists its product as uncharacterized. Lineage: Eukaryota; Metazoa; Arthropoda; Insecta; Hymenoptera; Eulophidae. The record is from RefSeq and is a predicted model, not a curated record. The transcript is spliced from 3 exons. Bases 1 to 288 code for a protein of 95 amino acids.